AUGCUUGUUUUUCUGAAAAGGCCUUGCCAAGGGCAGUUAUUUGCAGCUGUUGGAUGGGAUGGAAACAAUCAAAUGUAUCCAAUAGCUUAUGUUGUAGCUGAGGCAGAGUGUAAGGAGAGCUGGACUUGGUUUUUACACAACUUGUUACAAGAUAUUGGCACAAUUGAAGAACAUGGAUGGACAUUUAUGACUGAUCAACAAAAGGGACUUGUUCCAAGCUUGAGAUUGGUAUGCCCUGAAGCCAAUCACAGGUUCUGUUUCAGACAUUUGUAUGCAAACUUUAAGAAGUUGUUUAAAGCGAAAGAGUUGAAGGAUUGUGUUUGGAAGGCAACAAAAUCAUACACAAGGGUUGAAUGGCAGAGGCACGUGACUAAGCUGUAUGCAGUAGAUAGUAAGGCAUAUGACUGGAUGAUGAGAGUGAACCCAGUCCAAUGGUCUAGGCAUGGGUUUGGUCCAAGAACCAAAUCCAAUAGGCUCCUCAAUAACAUCUCUGAAUGCUUUAACUCAUGGAUGAUACAAGCUAGGGACAAACACAUCCUUACCAUGAUGGAGAUGAUAAGGAGGGCUUUGAUGGUGAGGAUACAUGAAUGUAAGGACAGCAUGCUAAAGUACAAAGGGCCCAUUUGUGGAAAGAUACAAUGCAAAGUUGAAAAGAGGAAGUUGAGGUCCAGAGUAUGGACACCUACAUGGUCAAGAGGUGCUGAGUUUGAAGUCAGACAUGGAGAGGAUGGUUGCUAUAUUUUUUCAGAGGAGAGGGUUGAAGAUUAUGUUCAUGCAUAUUUCAAGAAGGAAACUUUUUUGAGGACUUAUGAGGCAUUGAUUAAUCCAAUGAAUGGGCCAGAUUUGUGGCCUAAAACAAGGUGUGACCCUCUUCUACCUCCUAAGCUUAAAAGACCAAUCGGUAGGCCUUCCAAACAUAGAGUUAGGGACCCAGAUGAACCUAAGAAUCCAUAUAAGUUGCAGAGGAGGCAGUCUACCCUAAAAUGCUCUAAAUGUGGUUGUUAUGGUCACAAUCAAAGGACUUGCAAGGUUCCGAUGAAAGGAAAGACAAGUGGACCUUCAGGGAAAUCCAAUAAUAGCACAUUCAUGGGCUUUAGGACAGCUGCAUUAUUUAGGGAAGAGGGGAGCAGCCAAGCAGCAGUAAGUGGUUUUCAAUCUAGGAAAAGGCCAGCAGCAGUAAGUGGUGUUGAAGAUUCAACUGAUGGGCAACCAAGGAAGAUGACAAGAUCAGCAGCAACAGACAUUGGCAACAAGCAAGCAAUAGGCAGCCAGUGUAGUGUGAACAAGUGGUUUUGA
Messenger RNA from Camellia sinensis, 1296 nucleotides. RefSeq lists its product as uncharacterized. Lineage: Eukaryota; Viridiplantae; Streptophyta; Magnoliopsida; Ericales; Theaceae. The record is from RefSeq and is a predicted model, not a curated record.